UUCAAAUUCAUAACAACAAUGCAAAGACAACAUGCAAGAACACAGCAAGGGGGAAGCAAGGUUUCAUGGUGUCUCUGAUGUCAGAUAAUACUGGUCUAUCUGUCUAGUUAUCCCUACAGCAGGGGUCUCUGAGUAAACUCCUCUAUUGCUGUUCCAGAGACAUACCAGGACUCUUUCCAGGGAUGUCCUCUUUACGUUUGGACACAGAUUUCAAUGUUACAUUCACUGCGCUGGACCAAGAUGAAGUUGAAUCCAGUCACUCACCUGAACCUUCAACCCAGGCCAGGAGGCAGUCAUGUGGGCAUAUGAAGCUUUCUCACAGCCUGUCCAAGUCAGACUCUCCAAGUCAGAUAGCCUGUGAAGAGGAUGUAGCUCUGGCUGAAAGGACCAAAUCACUGGCCAAGUGCAGGAUGAAGAGGACAGAAUUGGAUCAGCUGUCCUCACUCAUCACUGAUUGGGAAGAGACUGAGAUCAUGACAUUAACUGACAACGGCAUUGACCUCUCCAAGAAACACCAACUAGCAGCAGAUGCUGCAGGAAGCCGGGUGCUAGAGCAGUCGGUGGGGGAGUGGCUGGAACACGUGGGCUUUCCUCAGUAUGAGAGUAAGCUGCUACUAAAUGGAUUUGAUGACCUGCGCUUCAUGGGCAGUAAUGUAAUGGAAGAUGAAGACCUUAGAGAAAUUGGCAUCACAGACCCAGGUCAUAGGAAGAAAAUUCUUCAUGCAGCAAAGGGUCUACCAAAGGUGAAAGCUCUGGGUUGUGAUGGAAGUACCUCACUGGCCUCUUGGCUGGACAAUCUAGGUCUUGGAGAGUAUCUCCACAACUUUCUAUCCAGUGGCUAUCGUACUCUUGAGUGUGUGAAGAAUCUGUGGGAGCUGGAGAUUGUUAAUGUGUUAAAAAUUGGCCUGCUUGGCCACAGAAAAAGAAUAAUCGCUUCCAUUGUAGAGCGGCCCUAUGAGGAAGCACCUUCAAAGUCCAACCACUUCUCCCAGUUUAAGAUUCAAGACCUUUUAUCUCAGAACCCAGCGCCUCUUGGCUACAUGGACCCUUAUACAAGUCGCUCCAUGGACACGCUACUGCCACUGGGGGAUUAUGGAAGGAGAAGCAGAGGGCUGGAUCAAGAGUGCAGUGUCUCACUCCGCUCCUACAGUGAGAGGCCACGCUCACAUGACCGGAAUACAGAUCGACACAAGGAAUCCCGGCGGACCCCAAGCCAGUCUGCUACGUACACCACUGUCUCCACAUGGCACCACCAUCCUGAGAAGCUCAUCACAGAGGCUUGUUGCUAUGAAGCUAGUUAUCUUGGAUCUGUGAUAAUCAGAGACCUCCGAGGUAUUGAAUCUACACAGGAAGCCUGUGCAAGAAUAAGGAAAUCGAAGGACCACCGGAAAGGCCCUGUCAUAAUUCUCUCUAUAACCUAUAGAGGAGUCAAGUUCAUUGAUGCAGCAUCUAAGGCUAUUGUGGCAGAGCAUGAGAUCCAGAACAUCUCCUGUGCGGCUCAGGAUCCUGAUGAACUUCGUACUUUUGCAUACAUUACAAAAGACCUAAAGUCGGGGCACCACUUCUGCCAUGUUUUCACUACAGUUGAAGUGACACAAACCUAUGAGAUCAUCUUGACUCUGGGACAGGCAUUUGAAGUAGCCUAUCAGGUGGCUCUUCAGGCACAGAAGGCCAGACGUCACAGUUCCUACAGUGGGGCGAACUUGGAGAUCAUUGAAACCAAGAGCAGCAGGCCAGUCUCGUCUCGCAACAGCAUGCGCCGUUCAAUGGGUGCCCCUGUGCCUGAAUGCCGCUGCUGCUAUUGUCACACCUGUUCUGCCUACCGCCCCUCCUACCUCCCGCUGCCCUGUGUCAGCCCUGGAGUUCAGAUGGAGCCUAUCGAGCAGGUGACAGAUGUGCAGUCCUUGGGCAGCAGCUGGCACUUUGACCCUCGUGACCCCUCCAGGCCGGCCUGCAGUGCCAAGUAUGAGACCACCAUAUUCUGAAGUGGGGACAACAGUCCUAGCCAGCUGCCCGGUUAAGCCACUUGCCCCCUGAGAGAACUGUAGUGCCCUGUGCCUUCUCACUGUGAAUUGUAGCCUCCCUCAGGGCAAGAUCUGCUCCCUGCUCUCUUUCUCUCUCGCUACCUUCGUCCCUCCCUACAACUCACCUGUGUAGUCUUCUUGGAGAGCCUUCUGCCAUCUUCUCCAUUUUGACUUUCUGUCUAGAUUUCCUGGACACUACCCUCCUUCAAAAUUCCUGUCUCAAUCUGAUAGUCUGUGCAGUCCUGACUUUUCAAACACUUUUUUUUGUAUCACAAUGCUGAAUGUUCGUAGUCCUGUCAUAUGAAAGGAUUUUGCCUCUGUGAUGCCUCUGAGCACAAGCUGAAGUGUAGCUGUUUAACAAGACUUAUCAUUUAAUUGAGAAAGCUGUACCAUUGAGAUAUUUCUGCUUUUUGACAGACAUGAACCAAGCAAAGUUAGUAACACAAAAUUUCUGUUUGGAACAGCAAUACUGUGAGUGCCAAUGUCAAACAUAAUUUCAAAUAUACAGUUCAUCACCACUGUAGAUGCAAAUGUGUAACAAAUUCCUCAUAUUCUGCACCCAAGCACUAUAUCUGGUCCCGCCUCCACUGCUGAUUAUUUCUAGCUUGCCCCAUAUUUCUGUUGCACUUAUUUCUACACAAGUGCACAGUUCACUGUUCACACCCAGUGCUUCCUCUCAUCUACCUUCCUUUGUCCUGCUGGAAAACAUGCCAACACACGUUCAGUACUGGUUUUGCAUAAAACACAGCUUGGGAUUUGCAAUAAUAAAGAUGGAAACAGGUCAGAGGCCUGAUAAAGUUCAAAUGCACAACACAAAUAUGAGGCCCAAUUCCCCAGUUAUGUUUCUUUCUUUCUUUUUUUUAAUAUAUAUGUAAAUCAUGAUGAUGAUGUUGGUUGCAUUAAUAAUCAUUGUUCUUCCUCCUUCCUUUUAGCAUAUAUGUGGCACUACCAGGGCUAUGACUAAGUGUGAUAAAUUGCAGCAUGAAUCUGAAUGACUUACGGUUUGAAUCCCUAAGCAGUUUUGUAUUUGUAUUCGUACACUGUAACAUCACUUAGUAAA
Messenger RNA from Neoarius graeffei (lesser salmon catfish), 3084 nucleotides. RefSeq names its product ankyrin repeat and sterile alpha motif domain containing 1Ab (gene anks1ab). The record is from RefSeq and is a predicted model, not a curated record. The transcript is spliced from 14 exons. Gene Ontology annotation, molecular function: protein binding. NCBI's taxonomy places the organism in Eukaryota, Metazoa, Chordata, Actinopteri, Siluriformes, Ariidae. The coding region runs from base 183 to 1985 and encodes 600 amino acids. Gene Ontology annotation, cellular component: cytosol.